AACUUUUGCAGUCAUUUGACAUUGCAAAGUGAAUCGACUAUGGAAUGUAGAGCUACACAUCCAACUAUUCACUAUAGCGCUGCAAUUAGCAAUUUUUUUGAUAAGCCAAGUAUGUGUCAAUUGGUUGUCUUGUGAUGAAUCGAUUAAUAGGAUCAAACAAAUAUUCUACCCCUUUAUUGAAAAAAAAUAAUAAUAAUAAUCAAAUUGAGCGUGCAGAAAAUGCACAAACAGCCAUGGAUUCUCAUUCAGUUAUUGGUUUCAUUCAGAAUAUCCGUCAGAAAAAAACAUCCAAAAAUGUGUCGGAUUGUUUUCCAAAACGUGAGGCCCCUCCACAUCAAAAAGGAAGAGGCCGAACCAGAGACACCUCGCAUUAGCGAGGAAGAUGGGAAUCCACAGUGCCCCGACUUAAAAAAGGAAGCGAAGGGAGAAGAGUCCCUGCACAUCAAAGAAGAAAAAGAGGACGUGGAUGUCAGUCAGGAGGGUGGAGAACAUCUUGAAGGUCUGCGUGGGAAAGAGGAGGAAGAGGAGGCUGACAUCAGCCAUUUCCCUUUGCUUCGUGUCAUUGUGAAGGCUGAAGACGACGAAGAACGAGUGGAGUCUUCACAGCUGCAGUCGGAAGCAGACGGCAGCUUCGCUCCACACUCCGACUCGCUGGACACCGAUGACGAGGCGAGAGACAAACCUUUUAGUUGUCCAUUUUGCGCCAAGGGAUUCACAAGGAGGACGCAUUUAAAGUCGCACAUGAUGACGCACACCGGAGAGAAACCCUUUCCUUGCUCGGCUUGUCCUCAGAAGUUCUCUUCUAAAAGCAAUUUGAAGUCGCACAUGAGAACGCAUACCGGGGAGAAACCGUUUCCUUGCUCAGUUUGCAGCGAAAGAUUCCCUCGGAAACACACUCUGAUGGAGCACAUGAGGACGCACACGGGAGAAAAACCUUUUCCUUGUGCAGUUUGCAACCAGACCUUCUCUUCCAAGAGCAACUUGAAGGCCCACAUGAGAAGACACACAGGCGAGAAACCUUUCGAAUGCUCAGUUUGCGGUGAAGGCUUCACGACCAAAGCCAUUUUGUUGGUACACACCAGAAAACACACUGGAGAGAAACCCUUUACCUGCUCAAUUUGUGGUGAAAGAUUCACCCGGAAAGACACUUUGACGGUACACAUGAGAACACACACGGGAGAAAAACCUUUUCCCUGUACAGUUUGCGGGCAAAUGUACUCGUCCAAGUGCAGUUUGAAGAUACACAUGAGGCGACACACCGGCGAGAGACCGUUUGACUGUUCUGUGUGCGGCGAAAGCUACGCUACCAAAGCCAUUUUGGUGGCGCACAUGAGAACACACACGGGAGAAAAACCUUUUUCCUGCGCUGAGUGCGCUCAAACCUUUGCUCAUAAAUGCAACUUGAGGACGCACAUGAGGAAACACGCUGCCGUGGAGAAAUUGUUCACUUGUCUUCACGGGUGCGAUCACAGGUUUUCUUCCCUGAUGGAGGCGGACAAACACCAGUGUGCUGCGGAGAAGAGUGGCAAGCAAUGAUGCUGGCCCACACUUGAACUCUUGUUAAUCACAUCCACUUUGUCAACAACUGUGUGAGCAAACAGUUCAACAGUGGAAGAACAACGUUUCUCAACGUACAGUACACUUGCAAGGAAUUUCAGGAUAUCAUCAUCUGCGCUCCAUAAAAUCAUCAAAACAUUCCGGGAAUCUGGAGAAAGGCCGAAAGCCGACAUCGAACCCAUGACCUUCGAUCCCUCAGGCAGUGCUGCAUUAAAAACACGGCAUCAUUGUGUCGAGGAGAUCGCCUGUAUGUGGUCUUAGGAACGCUUCAGAAAACCAUUGUCACUUAACACGGUUGGCGGCUACAUCUACAAAUGCAAGUUCAAACUCUACCAUGCAAAGCGCAAGCCAUCGAUCAACAGCCAGAAACGCCGCCGGCCGGCUUCUUGGGGCACGAGCUCAUCUGACAUGGACUGACGCAAAGUGGACAAGUGUGCUGUGGUCUGACGAGUCCACAUUUCAAAUUGUUUUGUGAAAUUAUGGGCCUGGUUUCCUCUGGGCCAAAGAGGAUAAGGAACAUCCGGAUUGUUGUCAGCGCAAAGUUCAAAAGCCAGCAUCUUUGAUGGUAUGGGGGUGUGUUAGUGCCCAUGGCGUGGGUAACUUGCACAUCUGUGAAGGCACCAUUCAUGCUGAAAGGUACAUAUAGGUUUUGGAGAAACAUAUGCUGCCAUCCAAGCAACGUCUUUUUCAGGGAUGUCCAUACUUAUUUCAGCAAGACAAUGCCAAGCCACAUUCUGCACGCGUUACAACAGCGUGGCUUGCUAGUAAAAGUGUACGAGUACUAGACGGGCCUGCUAGCAGUCCAGACCUGUCUCCCGUUGAAAAUGUGUGCAGGCGUAUUAUCGAGUGCAAAAUACUACAACGGGGACCCGGACUGUUGAGCGGCUCAAGUUGUACAUCAAGCAAUAGUUGCAAAAAAAAAACAAAAAACAAUCAAGUUGAUCAGUUUGAACGUUAAAUAUCUUUAAAUGUCUUUGGAGUGUAUUCAGUCGAAUAUAGGUUGCAAAGGAUUUGCAAAUCAUUUUAUUGUGUUUUUGUUCUACACAAUGUAACAACUUCAUUGGAAAUGGGGUUUAUAUUUUGUAAAAAUGUGCAAAAGUUAAAAGUCUGCUCAGCAAAUGUUUAUCACCUGUGAUGAGUUACAUAGGCAUUGUUGUCAACUUCUUCUUUUUUUCAGAAUAUUGUUAGAGGUGCCACGAUGAUUUAAGGAAUUGAUAACUAAUGGAUUAUCAAAUUAACAGACAACUAUUUUGAUCAUCGAUUAAUCGUUUAGAGACCUCGUUUCACUACAAAUUGUCCUCAGAAUUUCUCAAUCUCAGCCUGUCGACAGAAAAUAUUCAGAGAUUUCUGGCGGAAUUUCCGCGUUGCGGGAUCAAUAAAGUUAUCUUGUCGUGAAACGUCAAAUUUUACAAUCCAGCUGUCGUUUUGGUGAAUUUACGCACGGGUGCCGUCGGGUCCCUGAGCACGUCGUUCAGCUCAUGUUUUGCUUUGCUGGUUCUCCUCAUUAAAAUACACAUUU
Molecule: messenger RNA, 3076 nt
Organism: Phyllopteryx taeniolatus (common seadragon)
Lineage: Eukaryota; Metazoa; Chordata; Actinopteri; Syngnathiformes; Syngnathidae
Product: gastrula zinc finger protein XlCGF52.1-like
Exons: 2
Coding region: 220-1536 (438 amino acids)
Biological process (GO): regulation of transcription by RNA polymerase II
Cellular component (GO): nucleus
Molecular function (GO): DNA-binding transcription factor activity, RNA polymerase II-specific; RNA polymerase II transcription regulatory region sequence-specific DNA binding
Source: RefSeq, a predicted model, not a curated record